Molecule: messenger RNA, 1311 nt
Organism: Trematosphaeria pertusa
Lineage: Eukaryota; Fungi; Ascomycota; Dothideomycetes; Pleosporales; Trematosphaeriaceae
Exons: 2
Coding region: 1-1311 (436 amino acids)
Biological process (GO): positive regulation of GTPase activity; positive regulation of TORC1 signaling
Cellular component (GO): cytosol
Molecular function (GO): GTPase activator activity
Source: RefSeq, a predicted model, not a curated record
AUGGACUUCACGAUCUCGCUCGCCCACUUUUGCGAGGUCCACGGUCCUACGUCGAUUAUCUGCACCCAAGCCUCGACCACACCCUGUGGCUCUUGCAACCCGUGCGUGACGCCGCCGUCCGAAGAGCCGCCCCCUACCUUCUCCUAUAACGGCCUGUAUGACCAGCCUUCGGCGUUGAAGCUGAGCAGCCGACUGCCACAGCUCACGUCGCCCUUCGAAACUCCACCCACAAGCCCGCGCUCGCCCACCCAUAAUCCCUAUUUCCCCAGCUUCCCCUCCUCCGACAGCAGCUUCGGCAGCCGGAGACCCAGCAGCACCUUCGACGCUGAACCCGAUGUCUGCGAGAACUGCCAUUUUGUCGUACCCAAGAGAUACAGCGAUAGACUCCCUAAUGGUGCUCCCGGAAGCCCCUCCAAAGACGGCCGAAGAAGGAACGGCAGUCCGGUUCUGCGCACUUCCUACAACUUCCCAGUCCGCGGACCCCUCGUCAGCGAUGACCUGAGCAGCACAGACUCGUCCGAUAUGUCUGACACGGAGCAGUCCAAGUCGUUCGACAGCAGUGCAUCCCAGUCCUAUUCAGACUCUGUUCCCACUUCCCCCCUCUUCAGCUCCAGGAGCAUGCAUACGCACACGCUCAGCUACGUCUCGACUAGUCAGCCCCAGUCCCCCGCAACCUACUCUUUGUUACGGCGCACCUGCAUUCGUACCUUGUCAACAGAGACGCUGCCGAUGGGGAAGGCGUCUGGGCCCAUGUUCUUCGGUGAUUCGCACGCCGGGUACACGAUUGCCUACGUCUUCCGCUUGCAGGAUCCUCGAUCCCGCGGGGCGAAGCGCACCUAUGCGCUUAUUGCUAUGGCCGGUCGAGACAGUUUGCGGGCCUCCAGAGCCUUGGUUAAAGUGACCGAAGUUUUCGAAUCCGUCGCCAAUCGUAUCGUUGCUCUUGCUGAACAAGUCCUCGAAAGGGAAAGCGCGGCCUCGCAGAACCUCUCACGUCCGGCCACCGCCAUCCCUCCCAGCACACCCCCUCUUGGAUCCUCCGUAUCCUCGAUGCCCGCCUUCACGUCACCCCAGAAGGACCGGCAGUUCUCCUCAGUGGCUAGCUCCCCGACCACCCGUAACAUCACUCCGGUGUCAUCGUUCCUCUCCGCGAAGAAGGUUGACCCAGACGGCUUUCCGCGGGUAUCUCGUGACGUGAUGAAGGCCAAGAGUCUCGUCGAGAUCGUUGGGAUGGAGAACUUCUUCGUGGAGCUCCACAAGAUUUUUUGCGGUCUUCUCCACUCCCUAAUCAAGCAGUUCGGGCAAUACGGAUGA